Molecule: messenger RNA, 1795 nt
Organism: Eriocheir sinensis (Chinese mitten crab)
Lineage: Eukaryota; Metazoa; Arthropoda; Malacostraca; Decapoda; Varunidae
Exons: 10
Coding region: 91-1653 (520 amino acids)
Molecular function (GO): protein binding
Source: RefSeq, a predicted model, not a curated record
AGAUAAACGUGAUUCAUUAUCGUGUGACCACCCUUACGAUGUAUCCUGUCCCGUCUCCUCUCUAGUCCACCCGCAGCCACCACCGCAACCAUGGCACUCUCCCCCCUCCGGCUGGCUCUCUUGCUCAUUCUGAUCUGUGUAUUUGCAACGGGGGUCACGAGCCAGAAGGUGACCAUCAACCAGGUGACCACGACGUCUCUGGUGCUGAACUGGCAGAGGGAAGGGCAGUGGGCGGACGUGGGGACCUACAAAGUGGACAUCCAAGCCAACGGCCACCCCUUCUGUGAAUCGACUCAGUACUGCUUCUCCAUGGACGGCGCCUGCAGUUUUUCCACGGGAGACAAGUGUGCCAUGUUCCCGCCGUGUGCUGAUGUUGUGGUCUCGGUCAGCGGCGGCACCCAUACGGCCCCUAGCGUCAAUGUGCAGACUGCUCCCGCGGGCGUCACCGACUUGAAAGUAACGGGUUCGACACUGAAGGAAAUCACCUGGACGAACCCCAACUCCUCGUGCCUCGAUGACACGGUCGCCAACGUCACCUACGGCGGGUACUACGACUACACCGAGAUCUUGACCCCCAAUGAGACGUCCCUGUCGGUGCCGCUGUGCAACAAAGGGUCCGGGUUUGUGAGGGUGAGCGCGAGGGGAGGCGACGGAGAGAGUGAUCCGGAGUCAGCCGCCCUCAUUCGGUGGGAUGGAAAUGACGCAGUCACCAUUACGUCUUGUCCCACCGAGGGCUGCACGGACAUGACGGUUGAGUGGCAGUACGACCCAGUGUGUUCUGAGGUGACGCACUUCGAGGUCACUGCCACGCUGGGGUCCAACACCAUCGCCACCACCACCACCACGGACCUCGCCAACACCACCGCCAUCUUUGAGGACCUGGAACUCGACACGGUGUACGAGACGUGUGUUUCCGCACUUGACAAGGACGAUAAUUUGAUAGCGGCCUCCUGCACCGCCUGUGGAACCUAUCCGGAAGUGGUGGAUCAGCUAACAGUAAUGAACAUAACCGACACGACGGCGGAGCUCACGUGGGAGGCUCCUCUCUGUCAGGUUGAGGGCAAUAUCGAGUACAUUGUGUCAUACUCGGUAAUUUUUGGGAAUGCCACCACUGCCACUACCGCGACCACCACCUUCCGCUACACCGACCUCUCGCCUGCUACUAACUACACCUUCUGCGUGUUGGUGCAGCACCCCGGCGUUGUCCCUGACCACACCUCUUCCUGCACCAGCACCUCCACUCUACCCGCCGCCCUCGAAAAGAUUGACGUGAGGGUGUACGAGACCACUUCGCUCUUCAUCACUUGGCCGGGGGACAUCUUCAGGCCUAACCUCAAGUAUCUCGUGUCUUGGGGCGACGACCUCGAGCACUCAGACUACACGGAGUACAAGAGUUACACCAUCGAGGGUUACAACCAGACGGCGGGCCCCAACAAGGUGUGUGUUCAGGCUGCGCUCAAAUCUACUCCAGGCAAGAGCAGCGACAAGACGUGCCAGGAACAACCCUUUGCAGCUUUCGGAGAUCCCAAGCCAGACCAGACCGCAAUGAUCGUGUCCGUGUCUGUGUCUGCGGGUUUGGCGGUGCUGCUGUCCGUGGUGCUGCUGGUGGCGGCCAAGAGUGGGGAGAGGCACAUCAAAGACACCUCCAUGUAGGCUUUGGGUCCAUCCCCCAUGAGAGAGAGAGAGAGAGAGAGAGAGAGAGAGAGAGAGAGAGAGAGAGAACGCACAAGUCACCCUGGAACAAUCUUAUUAUUAUCUGUUCAUACCUCGACGUGUAAUAAAACUAUCUACGAAA